GAGAGACCGAAGACCAUGGAUAUUAUUAACAUAGACGACGUGGAGACUGGGAUGCGUUCUUCCAAGAGCUCGGCGAUACCGUUCAACUGUAUCAGCUCGAACUCGAUAUGCUAUGUGGCAAUCACAAUCGCGACGCUGGCCUUCCUCGGCACGAUAGUCUUCGUCUGCAGGGACUACAUCAAAGUGCUCUUGUACUGGAUCGAGCACCAGAACGCCUGGGUCAUCACUGUGAUCUUCAUAGCCCUGUUCACGGUGGUCUCCUUCCCGAUCGUGAUCGGUUAUCUAUUCCUCAUCGUCGCCAGUGGCUACCUCUUCGGCGUGGUGCGCGGCAUGACAAUUGUGAUACUUUCCGCCAAUCUCGGCAUAGCUAUAGCUCAUGUUACUCUGGGUCUGCUCUCUACCAAGCUGCCUAUAGGUGCUCUCCUACAGAGCGACACAGCUAGAGCAAUACUCCGUGUUAUCUCUGGCCCUCAGGCUUUCAAGAUCGUGUUGUUCGCGCGAUUGACGCCGAUCCCGUUCGGUCUUCAGAAUACCAUCUUUGCGGUCAGUAACAUAGGUGGUUUUCAUUACCACAUUGCCAGUGCAAUAGGCUUACUACCUGCCCAGCUGGUAAACGUUUACCUGGGCAGCAGUUUGAGAUCUAUGCAGGACGUGUUAGAGGACAGAUCUACAGCGGCAACUGGCUAUAUAGUCUUUUGCUUUCAGAUAUUAAUCGGGGUCUCGCUGAUGGUAUAUAUUGUACAGAAGGCGCGGAAGGAGCUGCAAUUGACGCUGUUCGAGGCGGACCUCGCGUCCAUGUCCAAUUCUCCUCAUUAUUUGAUCGAUGGUCUACCAGACUCCAAAUUAAUCUUAACGAACUUGAUAGCGUAAUACCUCCAACCGAACGUCCGAGCAAUGUAUACGACGGUCGCGAUUCGAUUGUAUGAGCGACGUUCGAGGUGUUUCUUUUCCUCCUUUUGACAUAUCUUACUCUAUUCGUAUUGUUUUUUUUUUAUUUUUAAUCUAAUAUAGGCUUCUUCUCUCUAAUAACUUCCAGAAAUAACAGUAUCUCGCUAACUUAUUGAUGGUGCUUCUGAGAAUCUAGGCUUUCCAAUGUGAUACGUACAACAAUCUCAUAUCAGAGAUGACAUAUAUGUCUUACCAAAGUUAACAUACUUUAGAGACCGAGGAAAAAGGAAAAGCGAAGAAAAAGAAAAAAAAAGUAGACAACACCGAAUAGUACACGUUAUUGUGAAAGAAUACACGUAUAUUUUGGUAAAAAUGAUGAAUGAGACACAAGGGGACGGAUCAGCGAAUCAGUAUAUAAAGUUUCCUUGCAAGACAAAUUACUAUAAUUUAUAUAUAUAUAUAUGUGUGUGUUAAUAAUAUAUAUAUAGAGAGAGACUGAGAAUUUACAUUUAUACUGAUUACAUACUACCGAUUAUUUGAUCUUCCGUUUUGAACUUGGACAAUGUCGAUAUCGAACAAUAUCGACGUAUUUAAUGCAUUUGACCGUCUCUUCUCUCGUGCAAGUAUAUAAUAUAUAUAUAUAUACACAUAUACAUACAUACAUACAUAUAUCAUAUACGUUUUGUAUAUUAUCUAUUGCAAAGAGUAUUAUCUGUGUACGAUAAAUCUUGGAGAAGAUGCAUUUCUCGAUAAUGGUGAUAAAUAAAAUUUGGCCUUUCAACCGAACUCGCGUAAGUAAACCAAGUAAGUAAAUAAAUUCCAAACUCCGUCGUGUUUUUCGUGUAAUUUUUAUAAACAUUUAUUAUCUGACUAGAACUUCGGAUAUCAUUCGUCAUUUUCGCGCCUCGGAGCUCAAAGGAUCGGUUUUGUGUGUACGCCUACACACACAUAUAUAUAGAUAUGUUUGUAUACAUAUAUAUGUAUAUGUGUGUGUGAUGGUGUGACACAGUAGUCCUUCUAGCUUCAAGGCAAGUCUGGUUUAUGUAUAUUUGAGGAAUGGCGGCAUCGUGUCGAUUUAUUCUAGCGAAAGCUUCGUACACUUGUCUUUCUACACUCUGAGUCUCAUUCGUCUCUACACAUACCUCCCUCGCUCUCAAUACCUUUCUUCUUUUUUUUUUCUGUACAUAACUCCAUUACCUAACUUAGCGCGUAACUGGAAUCACAUUAUAAAAAUCUUUGACGUUCCUUAAAUCGUUACAAUUGUAUGUACAAAGACACGCCUCUGAACUCUCAA
This is a messenger RNA of Dinoponera quadriceps, 2182 nucleotides long. RefSeq names its product transmembrane protein 64. The coding region runs from base 16 to 870 and encodes 284 amino acids. The transcript has 3 exons. NCBI's taxonomy places the organism in Eukaryota, Metazoa, Arthropoda, Insecta, Hymenoptera, Formicidae. The record is from RefSeq and is a predicted model, not a curated record.